Molecule: messenger RNA, 1559 nt
Organism: Cryptotermes secundus
Lineage: Eukaryota; Metazoa; Arthropoda; Insecta; Blattodea; Kalotermitidae
Product: complement C1q-like protein 4
Exons: 3
Coding region: 143-670 (175 amino acids)
Molecular function (GO): protein binding
Source: RefSeq, a predicted model, not a curated record
AUUGAGGACAUCAGUAGGUUGCAGUGCGAUAGAAAACAACAGAAGAAGAGCGGCUGGAAGCCUCCGCCCCUCCGUCGCCGCCGCCAACAAUUUCAUAUUCCGCGGCCGGACAGAGCGACAUCCGUGACCGUCAGCCCACAAAAUGAGGGCCCCAGUAGCUGUAAGACUGCAGCUGGUGCUGGCUGUGGUGUCGCUCUGUGGGGCAGCAGUGCCGGACCCUCCCACAGGAGUCGUCGGGGCGCGGAAGUACGCCACGAACCUUCACGACUGCAAUGGUGCAGUGGCGUUCUCCAGUGCAGGCGCGAUUGCCCCUACCAAGGAAGACAACGGGAAGCUGGGUUUUCGCAAAGCGCUCAUUGACAAAGGGAUAGGUUGGAGUCGUGAAUCUGGGGAGUUCACUUGUUUCUGUCCUGGACUGUACCAGUUCGCUUUCGCUGGAAGCGGGAAGACAGCAGUGACAAGAUUUGUCCUGAAGAAGAAAGAGUCGAACAGCAAAGCUUGGACACCAGUCGUGUCGACAGGUGCUGGAGGAGGAGCUAAUGUUGUUCUUUUGAACAUGGAGAUUGGAGAUCAGGCGGCGAUCUGGCUUGAAGACGGAGACCUGAGUCCAGAGGGCGAUACAGCACCAGUAUCCACCUUCAGCGGCGUUCGCAUAGCUAAGAAACAAUAAGCCAUCCCAUCCCUGUCUCAUGCAUACGUAAUUCCUUUGCAAGAAAUGUCUGAAAUCACAGACACAAGAGAGCACAGAUAUCUUCACAUCGUCUGCAUGUCGCCCCUUCGAGAUCAAAAGACUAAAAUGUCAAGUUUCGACUAAAUAUUUCGGAAGAUUCUUAACAGAGAAUUUACAGCUCAUUUUUUGUUUGUUUAGACUGAGUUUACGAAGCUCCGAAGUAAAGGAAUUCGAGAUAUAUCGACACAACAGCUUUGCUAACCUGCUUUUCCUCAAUCUGUGAUAAAAGAAAAUGGCGUAUCAAGAAACAAAAUCGUCAUUCAUUCAUCGUUACUACGUUUUCUUUAUCAUCUAGUCUUAUAUUUUUGCAUUGUGCCAAAAUAAUGCAAAAAAAAAUUUAAACAGUGAUUUUAAACCAAGGGAACAUGGAACAAGUGAUUACAACUUCAUCUGAAUUAACUUCUUCACACUUCUUACCUGUUUCUACACUACAUUUCAUAUCACCAGUCUCCUCAGUGGAAGCCAUUUUAUCUGAACGUUUCAUGUUUCCGUAACAUUUGAUUCCUUCUUCUGUAUUGUGUGCUCUAUUCCAGACUCUGGUAGCUGUUUGCUAGAGUGAUCCAUCGAGAAUGAGUGGUGCACAGCCACAGUAAUAACGGGUUUCAUGUUUGUAUAUGUGGGUUCUCUGUAGUGCUUUAGAAGCCUGUGGACAUAUUUACGACCCCUGACUGGAUAUUAUCCAUGGGUAACGGAUCUUCUUGCAGUCUAUCGCAUUUCCUCUGACGUACGAAGUAUGAAAAUCUUUUAAUCUAUCUCUGUAUUUCAUCACUUUUAUGUUCCUUUUAUUGUGCAAACUUGGAAAUUCUGUAAAAUAAAACAUCUUUUUUUU